UUCCGCGCUCUUCCCGGCUCGCCCCUCCCCCGUUCCAGGAAGUGAGGGGGUUCCAGCCGCCUGGCCUACCGCGAUGCAUUUUGGGAAAGCAGCAGCACCAGAUCCAAGAUGGCGGCCAGCAGGAGGCUGAUGAAGGAGCUUGAAGAGAUCCGCAAAUGUGGAAUGAAAAACUUCCGUAACAUCCAGGUUGAUGAAGCUAAUUUAUUGACUUGGCAAGGGCUUAUUGUUCCUGACAACCCUCCAUACGACAAGGGGGCCUUCAGAAUUGAAAUCAACUUCCCAGCAGAGUAUCCAUUCAAACCACCCAAGAUCACAUUUAAAACAAAGAUCUACCACCCUAACAUUGAUGAGAAGGGGCAGGUCUGUCUGCCCGUAAUUAGUGCUGAAAACUGGAAGCCAGCCACCAAGACUGACCAAGUAAUCCAGUCCCUCAUAGCACUGGUGAACGACCCCCAGCCUGAGCACCCACUCCGAGCUGACCUAGCUGAAGAAUACUCUAAGGACCGUAAAAAAUUCUGUAAGAAUGCUGAAGAGUUUACAAAGAAAUAUGGGGAAAAACGACCUGUGGACUAAAAUCUGCCAUGAGUGAUUCCAGCAAGUUUGAGCAGAGCCCCCGAGCAGUGCAUCCAAAUACCCCGCAAAGCAGGACUCUGUGGAAAAUUGACACGUGCCACCAUCUGGCGUCCGCUUGUGGCAGUUACUAACUUUCUACAGUUUUCUUAAUCAAAAGUGGUCUAGGUAACCUGUAAAGAAGGAUUAAAAAAUUCACAUGUUCUAGUUUUGCUUGCUUUGUUUUAAAAAUCACUGCUUUAGUCUACUCCAAAAGAAUGGCAUUUCUUCUCUUGCCCAGAUUCACUCAGAGUUACAGUUAGCCCAGAAGACUUAAAAAAAGUUGUGGUUCCUGUUUUCUUUGCCCUCUGUCCUUUCACUUCCCACAGAAGCAGCAGCACUGGGAGCUCUUCUCCUGUGCCACACUGCCUGUGGUGAUAGCUCAAGUCCUCCUCAUGCCACCUUAUUAGUGUCCUUUUAAGAAAUUAUAAAACAAUACCAAUACCCUCUCCCCUCCCCCCAAAAUAGAAUGUCCUUGCAAAGGGAAGCUGCUUUUACAUACAAUCUUAGCAAAGUGAUUCCACAGUAACAGUCUUAAGGGGCAGACUCCAUGCUCCGUACCCGUGGUCAGGCUGUGCCGGGACUUUGUAGAGAACCCUGCAAUACCAGGUUUGUGUUGACCUUGGUGGGAGGGUCUGCCAGUAGACAUCGCCGUGCAUUUGUGUGAUGAACCUCUCCGGUCAGCAGCUCUCCCUGCAGCUGUGGUGGAUGACCUGGUUAUCACAGGCAAAGCAAAAGCCAGAAUAUUCUUGAAAACUCAAGCUUCCUCCACCACUGAGCUCUGCUGAGGUGUGCCAAGGAGCCCCCACUCCUCUGCACAGCAGACCACCACUGUCUCCCUCCGCAUGUUCUGCCCUUUGUGGGAUCAGCAUUGGUGGCUUCUGCUUUGUAACCAGCUGCCCCUUCCUCAGAGCAGCUGCUGUGCAGCCCAGGAACAGGAUGGCCUUCCCUCCCUCUGGACUCCGCCUUCCCAGAGUCAAGCCCCACUGAAGCUCACUCAGUAAUAUCCUUUCAAUGUGUUUUAUAUUGUUUUCAUUGCCUUUUUUUUUGUAGAAAUAAAAUUUGACCUUAGAAUUUAUCAUCAAAUGAACUUUGUCAAGAUUUGAAUGUUAAUAUCUUUUCAAGACAAGUGACUGUCCUUGAAGCAGUAGUGACACCCAAGGAAGCUGUUGGCCUGAUGGCUUUUGUUCACUAACUCACUUCUGCUCUUAGGGGUCUAGAUCCUGUGGAGAAGAUGGCCUCAAGAAAUCUUGCUUUCUGCUUUAACCUUAGUUCUUUAACUUCAGGGCUACCUAGGGCUCACAGACUUGGAAAACAGCUCUGGGUUUCGCCUGUAAAGAAGUGAGACAGGUUCUCUCAGGCAGUGUAACACUAUUUAGUUUUCCAAGGGUUUGGCUCCUGUGGUGCAUAAAUGAACUAUGCUUUAGUUCUAGGUAUGCAUGGGGCAGGUUUCUGGAGACUUCAUGUGCCCAGGAUGGCCAGAGCACUGGGCCUAUGUUUCUAUGUCUGUCUCUUCAUUGGCAGAAAAGUGACAAUGGAUUUUAUUUCAUUCACAUUCAGAUUUGUAAUAAAAUGCCACAUUCUGUCAGAAGUUGUCCAAACAAACCACCAUUUGUUCUUGUUGCCUUUCUGAAUUUAGAGAUAGUCCAACUGUCUCAUUGCUUAGCUCUACCUGCCUGUUACCCCUCACUGCUCUCUGCUCACUAUGGGAGGGUACUCUCACGCCAGCACCCCUCUCAGGGACUCUCAGCCCAGUAUCGACAACCAUGGCCUGCCCUGGAAGCAGAGGCCUGGCUUGGAGUCAGUGGUGUCCCUCUGGGCUUGCAUGCCUUGCUCUUUCCAGCUCUGCCCUGGAGCAGGCUUUGAGCAAGCUGGCAGACAGCCCUGGCUGCUCCAAAGUGAAGAGCUGGCUCCUCUGGAGAGGAGGAGAUCUGUGGAGCAGCCAGACAAGCACCCACCCCUGACACAAGUUGGCUCAGGAAUUCACAUCCCCCUGGUUCCUUGAAGUGCCCAGGUCUUGUCCUGCUCUUUCCACGAUGGCAGAGAAUAGGCUUUCUAAGAUGCUGUGACCCCAUUCUGUCCUUAAUAAAAAUGUUCUCAGACACUA
Messenger RNA from Mesocricetus auratus (golden hamster), 2716 nucleotides. RefSeq names its product ubiquitin conjugating enzyme E2 L3 (gene Ube2l3). Gene Ontology annotation, cellular component: nucleus. Gene Ontology annotation, biological process: protein polyubiquitination; ubiquitin-dependent protein catabolic process. Bases 109 to 573 code for a protein of 154 amino acids. Gene Ontology annotation, molecular function: ubiquitin conjugating enzyme activity. The record is from RefSeq and is a predicted model, not a curated record. NCBI's taxonomy places the organism in Eukaryota, Metazoa, Chordata, Mammalia, Rodentia, Cricetidae. The transcript is spliced from 4 exons.